Zygosaccharomyces rouxii is the source of this 1242-nucleotide messenger RNA. RefSeq names its product mannosyltransferase KTR3 (gene KTR3). The record is from RefSeq and is a predicted model, not a curated record. NCBI's taxonomy places the organism in Eukaryota, Fungi, Ascomycota, Saccharomycetes, Saccharomycetales, Saccharomycetaceae. The coding region runs from base 1 to 1242 and encodes 413 amino acids. The transcript has a single exon. Gene Ontology annotation, cellular component: Golgi apparatus; membrane. Gene Ontology annotation, molecular function: alpha-1,2-mannosyltransferase activity. Gene Ontology annotation, biological process: protein N-linked glycosylation; protein O-linked glycosylation; cell wall mannoprotein biosynthetic process.
AUGGCAACUAUUCAAAGGAAGAGAUUGAUGCCAAAAUCUGCAUUUCUGGUCAAGAAAUACAGACGUGGUAUUAGGAUAUCUUUUACUGCGCUUUGCAUUCUAUUGACUUUAUUAUUUAUUAUGCAUGCACCAUCUUCAACCACCAAAGAUGCAACCACAUUAAAUACUGGCACCGAUAUUGCUAGCACGAGUGCAAUUAGUGACCCUAGUAACAAAGAAUAUCUGAUGCCAUUUACUGAUAAGGCACAAAAAGUUGUGCAUCCUAAGGAUGAUGGUAUCAAAGAAAAUGCGGUGAUGGUUACAUUGGCAAGGAAUUCUGAUCUUUGGAGUUUAGUUCAUAGUAUUAGACAUGUGGAAGAUCGUUUUAACCACAAAUACCAUUACGAUUGGGUUUUUCUCAACGAUGAUGAAUUUACGGAUGAAUUUAAGAGGGUCACAAGUAACUUGGUAUCGGGUGAAGCAAAAUACGGUAAGAUCCCCAAGGAACAAUUCUCCACACCACCAUCAAUUGACAAAGAUAAGUUGUCCACCACGUUGAAAACAAUGAGGGAUAAUGGUGUAAUCUAUGGUGAUUCUGUUCCUUACAGACACAUGUGUAGGUACCAAGCUGGUUUAUUCUACCGUCAUCCACUUUUACAACAGUACAAUUGGUAUUGGAGAGUCGACACUGAUAUUACCAUUUUCUGCGAUAUCCAAUACGAUCUUUUCAAGUUCUUAAGAGUCAAUGACAAGAAGUAUGGUUUCAUUUUAUCAGUUUCUGAAUACGAAGCUACCAUCCCUACACUAUGGUCCACCACAAGGAAAUUCAUGAAAGAAUAUCCACAUCUAGUGCAUAAAAACAAUUUGAUGAAAUACAUUUCAGAUGAUAAUGGUGAAACCUAUAACUUAUGUCAUUUCUGGUCAAAUUUUGAAAUUGGUUCAUUAGAUUUUUGGAGAUCAGAAGCCUACGAUAAGUAUUUCGAAUAUUUGGAUCAAAGUGGUGGAUUUUAUUAUGAAAGAUGGGGGGAUGCUCCUGUUCAUUCAAUUGCCGCUGCAUUGUUUUUGGACAGAUCUCAAAUUCAUUUCUUUGAUGGUCUUGGAUUUCAUCAUCCUGAUUUCCUAUCAUGUCCAGUAGAAGAAGAUAUUAGAAUCCAGAACCACUGUACUUGUAAUCCAAACAGAGAUAACACUUGGGGGGCAUCGUACUUUUGCACAAGGAAAUUCUUUUUAACCCAAAAUUAUCCGCUACCUCCAGGAGUAUAA